Messenger RNA from Thunnus maccoyii (southern bluefin tuna), 1331 nucleotides. It is a transcript of the gene exosc2, whose product is annotated as exosome component 2. Bases 107 to 988 code for a protein of 293 amino acids. The record is from RefSeq and is a predicted model, not a curated record. Gene Ontology annotation, biological process: poly(A)-dependent snoRNA 3'-end processing; TRAMP-dependent tRNA surveillance pathway; CUT catabolic process. Gene Ontology annotation, cellular component: cytoplasmic exosome (RNase complex); nuclear exosome (RNase complex). Lineage: Eukaryota; Metazoa; Chordata; Actinopteri; Scombriformes; Scombridae. Gene Ontology annotation, molecular function: RNA binding. The transcript has 9 exons.
AAAGACCAAUAACAUUCGACCCAUUCUUCAGUAGGUGGCGGUAAAACUUCUAAAGUUGUUUGCUAAUCACCAGAAAGAGAAGAAGAAGAAGAGGCAAAGCCGCAGCAUGGCGGCUGACAUGAGAUUACCUGUUAUCCGAAAACCAGUAUCGCUAUCAAUUCCUGCUUUUAACCGAAGAGAUCUGGUCGUCCCCGGCGAUGUGAUCACUUCAGACACUGGGUUCAUGAGGGGUCACGGUACCUAUGUUGAUGAGGAGAAACUGACUGCUUCAGUUGCUGGAGAGGUGCAGAGAGUAGAUAAAUUAAUCUGUGUCAGACCACUUAAGACCAGGUUCAACGGUGAGGUUGGCGAUGUGGUGGUUGGCAGAAUCACAGAGGUGCAACAGAAACGGUGGAAGGUGGAGACGAACUCCCGGCUGGACUCUGUCCUCUUGUUGUCUUCCGUCAAUCUGCCUGGAGGAGAGCUGAGGAGAAGAUCGGCAGAAGAUGAGCUCACCAUGAGAGAAUACCUUCAGGAGGGCGAUCUCAUCAGUGCUGAGGUGCAGUCUGUCUUCUCAGAUGGAGCCUUAUCACUUCACACCCGCAGUUUAAAGUAUGGAAAACUGGGUCAAGGAGUGCUGGUACAGCUUUCUCCCUCUCUGAUCAAAAGGCAGAAAACACAUUUCCACAACCUGCCAUGUGGUGCAUCCAUCAUCCUCGGCAAUAACGGCUUUGUGUGGCUGUAUCCCACACCAGGACAGCAAGAAGAGGAGGCUGGGGGCUUCUACACCAGCCUUGAGCCCGUUAGUCUGUCAGAUCGAGAGGUUAUCUCACGAUUGAGAAACUGCCUACUGGCUUUGGCUGCACACAAGUUCCUCUUGUUUGACACCAGUGUUCUCUAUUGCUACGAAUCUUCACUUCAACACCAGGUCAAGGACAUCUUGAAACCAGAAGUGAUGGAGGAGAUUGUGAUGCUGACACAACAGAAGCUGUUGGAACAAGAAGGUUAAAGAGCAUGAAUCCAAACAGUGGCCUCAGAAAACCAAGAUCACACCAGCAGCUAUGUCAGGGACUGCCCACCUACCUACCUGAGGACUGAACUGGCUUAAAAAAAAAUUGUAUGUUUCUAAUUAACUUUAUGAAACAAAAUGGUUUAUUGUUGUUUGACUGCUAAUGAAAAUCAACUGUAAUUUGUAACUCCUAAAAUACUGCAGCAUUCAGAAAUCACUUGUGCAGCUGUUCUUCAGUUUUUACUGUUUUACAUUUUCAGAUUUACAGUGGAACACUUUUGAUAAUGUGUGAUAUUGUACAAAAACACUGUUGUAUGAAAUACAUUUUCUAUCAUUUUCAAUA